Molecule: messenger RNA, 3484 nt
Organism: Aureobasidium pullulans EXF-150
Lineage: Eukaryota; Fungi; Ascomycota; Dothideomycetes; Dothideales; Saccotheciaceae
Exons: 1
Coding region: 305-3310 (1001 amino acids)
Source: RefSeq, a predicted model, not a curated record
GCAUUGGAAGACCAGUAAGUCGUCUGCCUGUGUCAUUCGAAGUUGAUCGAAAGACCGCCGAAAGCCUGCAGCAUUCGACACAUACCUUGGUGUUAUUUCCGAGCAAAGCCCUGAGUUUCACACCGCGCGAACAUCGCAACUCACUCGACUCGACAACAACCAAUCCGACAAUACGGAAGCAAAGAUCUUUGUCAUCACUGAAGAUCUCGCUUUUGGUCAGUUUCCACGAUAAGUUAUCAGCAGCCUGCAUUCUUCGUCUGCAAAACCGAAAACGUUCACCACAUCCACUUCCUCGGUCGACGACAUGUCUUCGCCACCUCAUGACUGGCAAGGCUCUUCUAGCCUACCUCCAAACCCCUAUGGACCCCCCGAAGAUGUUGUGUCUCAGAUGUGGCAACAACACGCAGACAAUGUACGUGCGAACUUGGCUCUUCCUGAUCGUGCCGGUGCGCUGCUGUCAUCCAUUCAAGACCAGGCACCCCAGCCUCAGAGCUCACCGCAAUUCGGACAUGCGCAUAGGCUAGAGCUUCAGGGUAGUCAGACACAGACUGCUCGCGCACAAGCUACUCAGAUGGAAACGCAGACACCUCAUGUGUCAGCGCCUCCAAGACAUUUCCACAGCAUUCAGGCGACACGCGACCAGGCUCCCCCGAUGCAGACUCCUCGGAUGUACACUCCCCAGAUGCAGACGUCCCAGAUGUACACCUCCCAGAUGCAGAGUCCCCAGAUGCAGACUCCUCAAGGAUACAAUUCUCAGAUCCAGGACCCCCAUGCCCAGAUUGCUCCGGUCUGGGCUGCUCACACACAGCCUUCUCAGAUGCAGCCCCCCGGAAUGCAGACUCCACAAAUGCAUGGCCCUCAAAGACAGUCUCCUUCAACGCAGGCUCUGUCUAUCCAGGCUGCGCAAAAUCAAGCUGUUCAACUCCAAACUCCUCAGGCCGCGAUUGCUCAGAUGCAGGCUGAUCGCGGUCAGGCUCCUCAGAUACAGACUUUCCGAAUGCAGACAGCUCGGAUGCAGGCGCCUCAAGGACAAGCUGCACAGAUUCAGGCUGCUCUCGCACAGGCUCCUCAGCUCCUGGCUACGCCCCAGGACGUUACUCAGGCCGCAUUGACUCACAUCAUGGCGUCUCGAGCUCGACAGGCUCAACUUGCUCAGGCCCAGGUUGCUCAGGCCCAGGCUGCUCGCAGUCAGGCUCAUCCGGUUCCUGCUGCUGAGCAUAAUACCAUACAAGCCCAGCCAUCAAAUGGAAAAAACCCUCGCGUUUGGAUGAGAGAACGGAACAAGCGACUCCGGGCGGUCGUAUCCACCCCAACACAGCUCGUUUCUGGAGGUAACCGUCAGCAAAACGUUGGAGGAUCAGUCGUGCAUGCCAGUCCUCAGCACGUCCAGACUCCUGUCAUGGCCGCCCAGCAUGCGCAGAUCCCCAGAGGAAACGGUGCCCAUGCUAGUGGCCAACAAACUCAGAUUUCCAGAUAUGGUAUUCCUCUCGAGCAGAGCUUCGGAAGCACCGGUGCUCGUGUCCUUGCUCAAGACGUCCAUCCAGCCAACAGAAGCGGUCCACAGGCACAGAUCACGAGAAGAGCUGAUAGCCAAGCUGGUUGGCAACGCGAUCAACCUUCUAGUCGGGACAUUCAACUCGCAUGGACCGAAGGAUUCGGUGUCCAUGCCAAUGUCCAACAAGCUCAACAAUCCAGACACGGACUUCUCCUUCAGCAGCCCAUUUGGGGAGGAGCUGGCGUCCACGCAAAUGCCCAAAGCAUGCAGCCACCAAGAGAUGGAGCUGCACCUGCGCAGCAUGUCGGAGCAGCUGGCAUUGUUGCCAAUGAUCAUCAACAACUCCUCGCUUCCCGCAAGAGCGCUCCACGCGUACAUGCCAUGGGAGGCACAGGUGUUCAUGCCAGCAUGCAUCAGAUUCAUCCAUCCAGAAGUGGCGAUUUGGUUGACCGGGCUGCCAGAGCUCAGCAAGCACAAUUUGUCCAGCAAGUCCACCCAGUUCAGCAAGCACAAUCAGUGCAGCAGGUCCAGCCAGUGCAGCAGGUCCAACCAGUGCAGCAGGUCCAGCCAGUGCAGCAGGUCCAGCAAGUGCAGCAGGUCCAGCCAGUGCAGCAAUUUCAGCAAGCCCAGGAAGCUCGGCAGGCCCUACAAAUUCAAAAGGCCCAGCAAAUCUUACAGACUCACCAAGCUGAACAGGUUCUGCAAGCUCGACAAGUUCAGGAAGAAGCCCAGCGUUCCAGAAAUCAGGCUCUGAUCGAAGAUCUCAUCAUGCAAUUCGCUGUCCCCUCAGUACCCGAGUCGAAGGCGGUUGAUAGAGCAGCAUCCGACGACGCUCAUAUCCAAGGCAGCAAGGAGACUUUACCCGAAGUCGCAGCACUACUCACGUCUUCUCGAUCAGUCAGCCCUGAAUCGAAUUCCACAAAGUCGAGCACAAGUCGGAACUCUCAAAUAAUUGCCAGUGGCCGCGUCGAGUCGUCAGGACGUGGAAGGCCCUUCAUCGACCUGAAUAGAUCGGCAGGAAACCCGCAGAUCGAGCUGUUGCAGUCGUCCAACAGUACUGAUCCUCCUCUGGACGAUGGGGAAUGGGAGGCCGAAACCGACCUAGACCAGACCUACCAACUCGAUACUUCCGAGGAGAUGAUUUCUUCCCCCCUCGAAGCCUCCCAGGAGACAGAUACUUUCGAUUUCGACGCUAUGCCUCGAGCUAUGCGUGAGCUUCUCGCGAUUGAGCCUAGCGCUGGGUCCAGGUCCACAACCCCGGAACCCUUCAACUCUCGGAAGCGACAGACACCCCACGAGGAAGGUUCCAGAAAGCGUAAAAAAGCCUUUGGAGAUCGUAUCGAUGAUAUCGUGAUGGACGUUGCACACAAGCCGAGGGCGCAGAUUGAACUCGAGUUUGUCAGAAUUGUUGAAGAUCUCGGCAUGAUUGAGCCUGAGAGUUCCCAGGCGCUAGCUGCGCUACGCUGGAUGCUCAAUUCGAAAGAGAACACAAAAGAGAACAGAAAGUGGCCUGUUGUGUUCAAGAAGUGGCUCUUGGCCAUGAUGCGCCAUAGUCUGAACGCGAGAAUGAAGACUGGAGACAUGCCUGAAGUUGUGGCUGGAGAUACUGAAGUUGUGGCUGGAGAUACUGAACCAGCCAAGCAGGUGGCUCCGUUCUGCAGCAAGGAACUUCAUACCCUGAAGUGUGGCCACCAAAGUCCUUCCAGCGAAGAAUGUGGCAUGAACUGCUAUGCAUCCAAGCAACUCGGCAACAAUGUCCGCUUGACAGGUAUCAAGUGCGUCGUCUGCAGCAGAUGGAUCCUGGGGGACGAGUAGAUACAGUACUGGGCUCCAACCAAGAUCUUUAGUAUCAUUGGCGACACGGUCGGUGAGAACGGCCUGAAUUGAUGGAAUCCUUGACGACUAGCGGAGCGACUCUCGGGUGCUUGGGUCUGAAGAAGGAUACGCUUGGUCGACUCUGGCUCUGUGGGUAAGAUGGGGGUGAGGAGA